AGCCACAUUUCUAAUGCACACUAGCUCCCAUAUUGGACAGCACAGGUGUAGAACAUUGCCAUCCUCGCACAAAGUUCCAUAGAUUGGACAGCACAGAAUCCUAGUGUAUGUCUUACCUUUGCUGGAUACCCUCAAGUAUUUGCUAAGUGAUUGCAGCUGUUCCCCUCCCGAGAUAAUGGGGUCAUUUUCUCCCAGGGUGAAUUCAGUUCUUCCACUUCACCUGUCAGUUUUUUCUUGGCGGAAGUGAAUGAAAAGCUACAGCCCUUCUUGCUUUUUCAGCUGUUUACAAAAUCAAAUAAUUGGCAGCUGAAAUCAAGCACGGAAUGUAUAUAAAGAAAGCUCUGUCUCAUCUUCUGUGCAGCUGGGUAGUUGGUAACAGCAUCCUCGUGCAGUCGGUCUUUGAGUUCCCUUUCUGUCUGCUGACUUAGUGCCAUGCUGCUUGCCCAUUUGUGGCUUUCCAUAUAGAGGUGAGUGUGGGGAUGCAUGUUAUCUCGCUUAUACAUAUAUGUACAUAUAUUUCCUUAUGUUUUGUUUUGGUUUUUUUGUUUUGUUUUUGCUGCUGCUUAAAUGUGCUGAAGAAAGUAAGAAACCCUUCCCUUGGCAGACUCCAGCUCUGAAAUCUAGUCCAGGAAGAAUUCAUGAUAUCAUUGUUUACUUUGUUCAAAUUUCAACUCCCUCCUUCUUCCCUUCACUUUGGAGAAUUAUUGCCAGUUCUUCUAGUUUUGCAUAGCUUUUUUAUCAUUCCAGCUUGUCUUUAUUAUCCACUUUUUCUGUUUGGACCUUUUUCUCAUCUUACCCCUAAAACAGGGGCAAACAUUUUCUUUAAAGGGCCAGAUAGUAAAUAUUGUUGGCUUUGUGGGACGGAUGGCCUGUGUCACAGGUGCUUAACUCUGCCAUUGAAGUGUGAGAGCAACCUUAGAUGGUCGCAAAAGGAUGGGCAAGGCUAGAUUUGGCCUGCAGUCUAUAGUCCCCCACCCCUCCACCCCUGCCCCAAAUAGCAUUUUAAAUCCUACUUCAUCAUGCCAAGAGUCUCUGAUCUGCCUUUUCUUCCCCAGUUAUGGCCUUCCAAUUCUAGAGUUAAAAGUGCCAGCUGUGCCUUGAUUUUCUUUAUAAAAUGUGUCAUUCAUUAGCAAGUACAUAUCAGAUUUCUUCUGAUUUCAUUGUAUGUUCUGUGAAUCAGCAGAAGGCCCAAUGAGGCUUGAUAAGUCUUGGCUUCUAACACACCUCAGAUGUAUGUUCCAGGAGACUGACUGUAACUCCCGGUUUACUUGAUUUCCACUCCAUGUUGAGAAGUUACUAGUCACCACAUCCCAGUGUGCAUACAGUCUUCCAUGUUAUUCUAAAUAACAUUAAUUAAGCAGGUACUGUGAGUCAGACACUGUGCCAGGUGCUUUACAUGCAUUAGAUUGUGUGAUCCUCAUAAGUGCACCAUAAGGUGCUACAGUGUUAUUACUGUUUUACAGAUGAGAAAACUGACAUUAGGAAAUUAAGGACUGCCUGUGGUCACAUUGCCAGAGCCAUAUAUUGAAGACCAUGUCUGGGAGCUUCUACUUUGUAAUUGUUGGCCACCAUGAUAAUCCAGUUUUUGAAAUGGAGUUUUUGCCAGCUGGGAAGGCAGAAUCCAAAGAUGACCAUCGUCAUCUGAACCAGUUCAUAGCUCAUGCUGCUCUCGACCUCGUAGAUGAGAACAUGUGGCUGUCAAACAACAUGUACUUGAAAACUGUGGACAAGUUCAACGAGUGGUUUGUGUCAGCAUUUGUCACUGCGGGGCAUAUGAGGUUUAUUAUGCUUCAUGACAUAAGACAAGAAGAUGGAAUAAAGAACUUCUUUACUGAUGUUUAUGAUUUAUAUAUAAAGUUUUCAAUGAAUCCAUUUUAUGAACCCAAUUCUCCUAUUCGAUCAAGUGCAUUUGACAGAAAAGUUCAGUUUCUUGGGAAGAAACACCUUUUAAGCUGAAUGCAGAAAAUUCCAAAAUAAAUGAUGUCACCACAAUGGUGUAUACUCAGGAAUGUGUACAUUGUAAGUUACUUGAUUAAAUAGCCUGGAAAACUUGUGU
Messenger RNA from Cercocebus atys (sooty mangabey), 2056 nucleotides. RefSeq names its product trafficking protein particle complex 2 (gene TRAPPC2). The coding region runs from base 1534 to 1956 and encodes 140 amino acids. Gene Ontology annotation, biological process: endoplasmic reticulum to Golgi vesicle-mediated transport. Lineage: Eukaryota; Metazoa; Chordata; Mammalia; Primates; Cercopithecidae. Gene Ontology annotation, cellular component: nucleus; cytoplasm; TRAPP complex. The record is from RefSeq and is a predicted model, not a curated record. The transcript has 5 exons.